This is a messenger RNA of Lindgomyces ingoldianus, 973 nucleotides long. RefSeq lists its product as uncharacterized. The record is from RefSeq and is a predicted model, not a curated record. The coding region runs from base 241 to 819 and encodes 192 amino acids. The transcript is spliced from 3 exons. NCBI's taxonomy places the organism in Eukaryota, Fungi, Ascomycota, Dothideomycetes, Pleosporales, Lindgomycetaceae.
UAGACACGACCGCUGGAUGCUGUUCCAUUAGUUACACUGAAUUCGAUUUCGCUACUAGCUCCCACCACCCGGGCUUCUGUAUAUCAAACCCCUGCAAAAAAACCCCGCCUAGAAGGUCAAAGCACUGCGUUGAUGGAUUUCCAGAGAGCCACGAUGCCCAGACCAACUCAGUCAGCCGUUCUGAUAGCAGAAAACGAUCCUGAGGUGAUCGGUGAACCUGAGGGCGAACGAUUGACCAAUAUGGGCUCCGAUCCUACAACUGACCAGCUCCUCCUCAUCCCACAUACCUCCAAUCAGCCACUUGUAUCCCGCUCUUCCGACCUUGGCACAAUGCCCGUCCUUAAUCACAACUUGCAACAGAACGACUACUAUUAUACGGAGGGAGGGUUUCCAAGUGCACGUAAUAUUAAUGAACAAAAUGGACAUAGAUUCAAUAACGCCAGAGGAGGAGAUGAAGGUUACUGGAAAUCUUUCAGGGCAGAGAAUGGUCAAGUCCAGCAAAACGGUAUGACAUUUGAAUAUUCGAUUGGCGGAGACAGUGGCACAUGGGUGGACAAUACCACAGGCGCGAACGGCGCUCAGAGGAAUGGACAUUCGUACUAUCAUUCUUCUGGUGGAAACGAUGGUGAGUGGGAGGCCUGCAAGGCUGACGGAGGCCGUCAGCACAAUGGCUCUGAGUUCUACGACUCUUCGGGUGGAAAUCGCGGUACCUGGAGAAACAAUGAAGCAUCGGGGAAUGCCCGUCAGCUUAAUGGUCAUGUCUUCUCAAACAAAAGCAAGGGUGGGAAUAAUAGCAGGUGGGUUGGAGGGACGGGCUGAGGGACAUUCUAGGCGUUACGAAGUUCGGAUGGAGCGAAAUCCUCGGGCAAAGUAUGGGCGAUGAGUUAGGUGUAGUACCCCAAGAUAGGGCUCAAUGGGAAACCUAUUACAACAGCCUUGGCCACAUGUUGAAUGCUAAUAAUUAAGGCGGCCA